Molecule: messenger RNA, 870 nt
Organism: Carassius carassius (crucian carp)
Lineage: Eukaryota; Metazoa; Chordata; Actinopteri; Cypriniformes; Cyprinidae
Product: PE-PGRS family protein PE_PGRS5-like
Exons: 15
Coding region: 70-855 (261 amino acids)
Source: RefSeq, a predicted model, not a curated record
AAGUCAAAAGCACGUUUGCUGGUUGCUUUAUGUCUGCUGCACAGUUUCCCACUUAGACCUGUGCUAAAGAUGCUGUCACGAAAUCUUGUAAUUGCUUCAGUGGCUGUUGUGUUUCUGGCGUCCACCGUAUCAACGGCUCCUGUUGAAGAUAAGGAGCCUGAGGAAAAUGACUUUGAGGCUGAAGAGGGUGAAGAAGAACUUUCUGAGGAGGAAGAGGAUGAUGAUGACUCCAAAGGUCAGCAUAUGAAGGGAGCCGGAUCGCAUCAGGCCACAGCAGCACCCAAAGGCUUGGGUAUGACUCCUGGCAGCGCCAUCGCGGGCCAAUCCCCAAACGGUCAGAAACUUAAUGGCGGCACUCAAACUGGCCAAGUCUCAUCAGGCAGCACAUCAACAGCUUCAAAUGGAGCAAACGGAAGUAAUGGAAGAGACGGGUUCUCUCGCCCAUCUGGCUCUAGUUCUCAUGAUGCAAGUUAUGGUGGACAAGAUGGGUCCAAAUCAGAGAUAGUUCCUCCAGGUGUAGGAGCUGGAGGAGCAGGUGCUAAUGGAGGUUCAGGAUCAAAAGUCCCUGGCACAUAUGGGGGCGUCCAUUCGGUUUCCAUUUCUGCUGUGUCAUCAGGUCAAGGGUCAUCAGGCCACAUAGCAGCAGGUCAUGGGUCCACAAUGAUAUCCAGCCAAACGUUUGGCCAACCUUCAGCAGGACAGAUGUCAGACGGUGUGGGUGUAGUUUCCUCUGAGGUCCAGUCACAGCCUGCAGGGUCAGAGGGAUUCGCUCCACAUACAGAUGGCUCACAGAAUGAAAAUGGGGAAACCGCUCAUGAUGGAUCUCAAAUAGAGUCUCCAGGUGAUGAACAUUAAAGUUUACAUACAGUU